This is a messenger RNA of Acanthoscelides obtectus, 245 nucleotides long. NCBI's taxonomy places the organism in Eukaryota, Metazoa, Arthropoda, Insecta, Coleoptera, Chrysomelidae. The record is from the annotation of a GenBank genome assembly.
GUCGACAGAGAACGGACAGCCAGCUGCCGCCCGGUGGCACCACAUGCGUUCUCGCACGAGUCGCACGCGUAACACGCAAACUGUCACGUGCCAACAGGGGAUGAUAGGAUGCAUGGACAGCGGAGACAACAGCCUAAGAGCGCUGUAUAAACGAGCAUCGUGGUUAAAGGGAAAUGGAAUAUAACAAGCACAUCUGUGAAGCCCCUCAUUCACGAUCGCUCCAUCAUGAUUUUGACGGAACGGUG